GUUGAUAAUUCAUUAUUUUUUAUUUUUAUAAUUAUUUUCUGAACACUAUACGUUAUAUAAAAUUUAGAUAUUUUUCUAACUUCAUUCAGAAUUCUGACAAUAUUGUAUUUUAACAAGAAAUUCGGAAUUUCAACCAUUCUGUAUACAAGUGAAUCUGAUUUGGUGAACAAAGGACUAUGCAAUGGAAUCUUCAAUAGGUAUGGUAGCGGAAUGCAACUGGAAAAGGAUUGGUGGCUGCGAAUUAUCACAAAGCGUACAAACUAGAAUAACACAUGAGGACAUUUUUAUAAGACCGCCUUCGGAUGAAAUUAUAAGUGAUGAAAAUGCCGUUCUCCUGCAAAAGGGGGAAUCCAAUGAAGCAUGUGAACUGCUGGUUCGUUUAAAACGACCUUUUUACAAAAUUGACUCCUUAUCUCUAGUAUGUACAGCUCCUAAACUCGAACUCUUUCUGGGACCACUUAAGGAAUAUGCAGAGACUUUGUACGGUGAAAUUGCGGACGAUGAAGAUGAUAAUGGCGCUAAUGAAGCAUUCUCAUAUCGUUAUGAUAUUGAAGUGCAGAAGUCUGGCAUUACUGAGUUGAUACUUAAGUUACUCACAACGACUGACGAUAUCUGUAUAUUUGGUGUUUUAAUACAAAUCGCACCGAACCCGAAUGGCAUAACGACGGGCACAGAAAUUAAUAUGGAAAAUGUACAAAAAAUGUUAAGUAACACGGGACAGAAAAUAUCACCAAGCGCUGAGAAAUGCAUGUUAUUUAUGCAAACAGCCAAACAAAUGAAGGGUAUUGGAGGCAAUGCCCAAUCCUCCACAGCACUUUUGGAACAUAUGAAGCAAGCGCUGGCUAACCGCGAAGCGCCUUCAACGGAACUCGAAGCGGCAUUAAAGACUCAUAUAGAUAAUAAGUUUGAACAACUAGAGCGUAACAUUACAACACAUUUAAAUACGAUGCUGUCCGAACAAAACGAAAAGCUUGAUAAAAUUCUACAACUUAUGGAAAAUGGCAAACUUGAUUAACAUACUAAUAGAUUUAAUAAUUUUCAAUUUCUUUUUAAUAAAGUGACAAUAGAUGUGUA
Molecule: messenger RNA, 1074 nt
Organism: Zeugodacus cucurbitae (melon fly)
Lineage: Eukaryota; Metazoa; Arthropoda; Insecta; Diptera; Tephritidae
Exons: 4
Coding region: 182-1015 (277 amino acids)
Source: RefSeq, a predicted model, not a curated record